GGCAACUCUGUUUGUUUUCUAGAUAUUUCCCUAUUCAUUGUAUUGUCAGGAUUUACUUAAAAUAUUCGCUUUUAUUUCGACAAACAAUUCUUACACAGAAUGUCGAUGCGAUUUGAUUGGUAUCAAACUGAGACCAAAGUGGUCAUAACAGUGCUCUUAAAGGGCGCCAUUGAGAAAAAUUAUAACGUCAAGAUUGAACAACAGAAAGUACAUAUGACCGCAGAUGGCCACGAAUUGAUCCUAAAUCUUCUCCAUCCUAUUGUUGUGGAUCGCUCCUCUCACAAAGCCUUCUCAACAAAAGUAGAAAUAUCAUUGAGCAAGGAGUCGGGCGUGCGUUGGGAAAAUCUCGAACAAAAGGCCGACGUUGUUGCAGAACUGUCCACUCGUCAGGCAAAGAACUGGGAUCGUUUGGUCAGCGAAGAGGAAAAACUGGAUGAAAAGGAGGCAAAAGGGGAGGCCGCUUUAAACCAGCUAUUCAAAAAGAUCUACGGUUCAUCCUCGCCGGAAGUUCAGAAGGCCAUGAACAAAUCUUAUUCAGAAUCUGGAGGCACUGUAUUAAGCACCAACUGGAACGAGGUCUCCAAGGAAAAGGUCACUGUCAAGCCGCCUGAAGGUACUGAAUUCCGCCAAUGGGACAAGUAAAACAAAUAAGAAACACAAAUUCAUAUUCAUUAAGUUUUAAUAUAAUAUAAUUUACAGACACAGAAAUGAUUAUGCUAAUAUUAA
This is a messenger RNA of Drosophila hydei, 726 nucleotides long. RefSeq names its product protein SGT1 homolog (gene Sgt1). Lineage: Eukaryota; Metazoa; Arthropoda; Insecta; Diptera; Drosophilidae. The transcript has a single exon. The record is from RefSeq and is a predicted model, not a curated record. The coding region runs from base 100 to 642 and encodes 180 amino acids. Gene Ontology annotation, molecular function: protein-folding chaperone binding. Gene Ontology annotation, biological process: protein stabilization.